Canariomyces notabilis is the source of this 2791-nucleotide messenger RNA. Its product is annotated as ankyrin. NCBI's taxonomy places the organism in Eukaryota, Fungi, Ascomycota, Sordariomycetes, Sordariales, Chaetomiaceae. Bases 221 to 2737 code for a protein of 838 amino acids. The transcript is spliced from 2 exons. The record is from RefSeq and is a predicted model, not a curated record. Gene Ontology annotation, molecular function: protein binding. Gene Ontology annotation, cellular component: nucleus; cytoplasm.
UCCAUUGGGCACCUCGAAAACUCCGUGAUGGAGCUGAGUGACUGGGUUGUUGCCGUCGAUUCUGACUUUGGGCCCACUGCCACCCCGAGCAGCUUCAUGCCAGGCCACUUGCAGUUUGCCUCGGCGGUGGAGUUUCGCUCAGAUCCCAGCCGAAGCUUCGAUCUCAUGAGGAACCUGCCCUUCUUUUGCCUCCUUUCUGUGAUUGAACAACAAGGUACAAAUGCGGUUCACUCACCCGGUUAGAGCUUUUGCACUCCGUCUUGCUAAUUGCGGCAAUACUUCAGGCCUCUCUCUGCCAGGACCUGUUGCCGUACAUGGAGACAUUCUGCCACAUCUUGCACCUCCGUCCUCUCACCCAAUCAUGGCAAUCGCCGACGCUUUUCGCCUGGCGUGGGCCCCUGCUGCGGUCGACUUGCCCAAUGUUGCCUCACAGCUUCAACUAUAUGUUCCUGAGCGGCUCGAGGACGGCAUAUCAGGCUUAUUCCUAAAAAAUCUUGGGAUUUUGUCAUCAGUUACUGGUGGACUCCCGCUAAUCUUCGCAUUGGUGUCAUUCUUGGCAUCAAAUAACCACAUGACUGAUCGGAUGAUGGACGAUUUCCUUCGAUGGGUCGUUGGCCAAAAAUACACAAGCUUCCUGAAGCGGUUUCUUGAGAUCCGGACGCCAACGGUCCAGGCUUUUGCAGACGUGCUCCUGGACUCGGCCGUCGGAUCAAAAAAUAUUCAAGUCGUUGACAUGCUCCUUGAAUACGGCGUCGAGUUCGACAACGUGCUGCUGUGUAAUAUAGCACGCAUUGGCGACGCUGAUCUCACGCAACGCGUCUUGUGUAAAGCGAACCAAGCAUGCUUCAAGCUGGACAUAGGGGCGAAGCUUUUGUGUCAGUGUAUCUGGCAUGGGCAACUUGACCUCGUCCGAUUUCUCCUCAAGAAAGGAGUAUCCCCAGACGCAGAGUCUGGCCACAUGUCGGCGCUUGAGACAGCGAUGUUGAGGAACAGCAUUGAAGCGAUCAAGAUUCUUCUUGAAGCUGGCGCUGACCCCAACCGGCGGUCUUUUGGGAGUCAGACUACUCCCAUGGAGUACGCGGCUCUCAAUGGAAGGACCGAGGCGGUCAAAUGCCUCCUGGCACAUGGUGCCCACGUGCCCGAAAUCUCAUCGCGCUUCCACGGGCUGACUGUCCUUGAAUGGGCAGCGUUAAACCGCCGGGACAUCUUUGAGCUUUUCAAGCAAAAUCUGCCGGUUGGAGCAGGUGGCUCCUUGCUGGCCGAUCUGGUAGACGCGGCAAGCUCUGGUCCUGACGCUUUCAGAGCGUAUAUCGAGGGUCAACCGGAAGGAGUGACGACGCACCAACUGGAGCGAGCUCUGGAAGCAUCGAUACGAAGUGACCGCAUUUUGGCAGCUGCCACCCUGCUUCAGUACGGGGUUGAUCCAAACGGCCCAACCCUCGCGAUUCCACCACUCACCACUGCUUCGACCGUGGACGAUAAUGAACGAUGCCGUCUAUUCCUGAAGCUGCUUAUUCUGCACAAGGCAGAUCCCAGUGGACAGCCAGGACUUCUCGAGAGCCUUGCCGAAAGACUCAAAGACCAGAGUUUCUGGGACGCAUUCCCCGCAUACCUGGUUGACUCAAAGCAGAGGAUGAACGCUUUGGUGAAAUCAGCCAGGAAUGGAAACAUCGCCGCAGCAGCCUGCCUCCUAAAGUCAGGGUUGGACAUCGACACCCCUGUGCUGUGCGAGAAAGACCGGACCAUGUACCCUUCAGUGUGGUUAAACCCGCUUCAAAUGGCGGCCAGAAGUGGUCGGGAAGACAUGGUUCUAUUCCUGGUUGGCAAAGGAGCGAAUAUCAACGCGCCAGCGCAUCCGAUAGACGGGCGAACAGCAUUACAAGCAGCACUCGAGGGCAACACUGGCGACUCGCAUGUCAGAGUUGCCCAGCUAUUACUCCGGCUUGGAGCCGACGCUUCUGCGGCGCCAGCAUUGCUUGGAGGCCUGACAACCCUGGAAGCAUAUCUUGGUCAAAGGCUUUUCGAACCCCAAGAAACCGAAGUAGUGGAAGAAUUUUGCGAUAAGCUGUUGGACGCCGGCGCCUCUGUCAGCCGGCCUGGCGGCGAACCAAGCUGGGCACUUCACGAAGUCGUCUCUAGAGGCUGGCAUAAAGCUCUUGCUCGCUUCCUUCGUGAAACCCCCAUCAUCGAUCACAUGUGGCGUGACAAGGUUGUCUCGUUCACAACAUGCACACCGACUCAACUGGCAUGUCUGCUUGGGGACCUAACAGCGCUGAGGAUGCUCUUGGAUCAUGGAGCUAGCGUUAACGAGGCACCAGCGUACAGUCGAGGACGUACCGCUCUUCAAGCCGCUGCCUUGCUGACGCCCCGGGUUGAAAAGAUGACAAUCGUUCACCUUUUGCUUAGUCGCGGCGCGGAUAUAAAUGCCGAGCCCUCGCCCGAGUACGGCAUCACGGCGCUACAGGGCGCUGCCAUAGCCGGGGAUCUCAAGCUUGCCGAAUUGCUUAUAAGCCUGGGUGCCGAUGUGAACGCCUGGCCUUCUGUCAAGGAUGGCCGCACCGCAAUAGAGGGGGCAGCUGAGCACGGCCGCCUAGAUAUGGUACGGCUGUUGCUGAAUGCAGGCGCAAUAGGUGACGUUAUUCGGGGGACAGGGCUUGAACGCGCGAUUGAGUUGGCAGAAGACAACGGUUACUUUGCUGUGGCUAACCUUUUGAAGAUGGAGAACCUAAGUAGGUAGCCCGUGAAGCCCGGGCCAAGACCACGAAGGGGACCGGCAUCCUUCAGUCCUUUA